Carassius auratus (goldfish) is the source of this 1003-nucleotide messenger RNA. RefSeq lists its product as uncharacterized. The transcript has 3 exons. Bases 56 to 751 code for a protein of 231 amino acids. NCBI's taxonomy places the organism in Eukaryota, Metazoa, Chordata, Actinopteri, Cypriniformes, Cyprinidae. The record is from RefSeq and is a predicted model, not a curated record.
CUCAAUGACACUCAACCAGCGACUAAUUGAGACUGAGAAUUUGUGACAUAAUAAAAUGUCUAAAAAACUUCAAUUAAGCCGUCGUGGACAAAAUGAAAAUGAUGAAGACUCUGAUAUAGCCACUAUCAAACAUUUCCACCAUGAAGAAGACGAAAAUGAUGAAGAAUCUUCUACCAAACAGAGGCAGAACCGUGACAUUAAUGAAGUCGCAGAGGCUACUGUAAAAAAGCCAAAAGCUCAAGAUAUAAUAUCUAGAAUUGAUACAUAUGACAGACCUACCACAUGUGACAGAAGUGUAACAUAUGGCAGAUAUGCCAGACAUGUCAGAUCUGCCACAUAUGCCAGACCAACAAAUAUCAUUGCAGAAGGCGGUUUAGAUGCUAAACAAGGCAUAUACUUCAAAUCAUAUAUUCCAGGUUUUGAAGAAAUAACUGGAAAGAACAUUGGAGAAGAUGGAGUUGGACAAGCUCGUCCUGAAAACCCUCUCUUUGAGGCAGUAGUCAAAGGCCCAAGCGCCUCAGCUGGUACUGAAGUCAGUGUGGUUAAAGUCGAAGCAAUGGCUCGAGCUGAAGUCGCCAGUGCAUCAGCUAGUGUUGGUCCAGUUGGUGUGAAAGUGGGACUUGGAUUUGACACGGGUGCAUCUGCUGGUUUGGAUGGGGUGGAGGCCAAAUUCCUGGGAACUGGAUUCUCAAUUGGUCAAAAAAACAGCAUAUCUGUUCUGGGUUCAGAAGCAUCAUGUUCAGUCAUGUAGUCAUAGAGGUAUUAAUUACCUUGGAAUAUUGAUGUGUAACAUUUUACUACUGAACCAUGAAGAGAAAAAAAAUAAUAAAAAACAUUAACUUUAACUUUGACCGGAUUAAAUGCAGAAUUAGUACUGUCACUGAAUACACAGAAUUAUACUUCAACGACACGAAAAUAAUGUUGUUGUUUUAGAUUUUAUAAUUCUACAAAUUUUAUGACUUUUGUUUUCAUUUCAGAAUAAAUAUUUGUAUUUGGUUAUGUA